This is a messenger RNA of Cucurbita pepo subsp. pepo (vegetable marrow), 1104 nucleotides long. RefSeq names its product RNA-binding (RRM/RBD/RNP motifs) family protein. Gene Ontology annotation, molecular function: RNA binding. Lineage: Eukaryota; Viridiplantae; Streptophyta; Magnoliopsida; Cucurbitales; Cucurbitaceae. The record is from RefSeq and is a predicted model, not a curated record.
AAAAAAAAAUGUCGGCUAAGUUUUCAGAUUUCAGAUUUCAGCUCGGCCCCCUCUCGUCUUCUUCUCUCAGAGCUUCUAUCAGAGCUGGGUGGAACAAUGUACUCUGGGGGCUAUACUGCUGAAGUUACAAGUUUGUCACCUAAAGCCACAGAGAAUGAUGUUUAUGAUUUUUUCUCCCAUUGUGGCGCGGUGGAUCAUGUAGAAAUCCUCAGGUCGGGUGAUUAUGCGUGUACUGCUUAUGUGACUUUCCGUGAUGCUUUUGCUCUGGAAACUGCUAUAUUGCUUAGUGGGGCUGAAAUCUUAGAUCAAUGUGUGUUCAUAGGCCGGUGGGGAACAUACACAGAUGAAUCAUACAACUGGAACAACCCUUCACAAAUGACCGACGACAAUACGAGCCCAAUGGUUGCAGAAAUCAUGCAUUCUGCAUACACACCAGGGGAGGCUGUAACCGUGGCUCAACAAGUUGUCAAAACAAUGCUAUCAAAGGGAUAUGUUUUAACCAAAGAUGCACUUGUAAAGGCUAAAGCUUUUGAUGAUUCUUGUCAAGUCUCAGCUUCUGCAGCAGCCAAAGUUUCUGAGCUUAGCAACAGAAUUGGACUCACUGAUGCAAUUCAUACCGGCAUGGAAACUGUUAAAUACAUCGAUGAGAAGUAUCACGUUUCCGAUAUCACCCGAUCAACUGCAAUGGUUACUGGCACGGCGGCCGUGGUGGCAAUGGGGGUGGCCGGGAAAGCGGCGAUGGCUGCAGGUACGGCUGUAGUAAACAGCAGUUACUUUUCAAAGGGCGCGCUUUGGGUUUCGGAUAUGUUGAGCCGUGCUUCUAAGGCUGCAGCUGAAGUAGGUACGAGGAACAGUAAAGGAAUAACAAAACUUUGAAUCAAAACAACUGAAAUACAUAAAUAUACUCAUGUUUUUUUCUUCUUGUCUGUCACUCAAAUUCAGACUCUUGAUGUGCAGCUUGGUAUGAUUAUAAGUAAUCAUUCCCAUGGUCUGUAAUCUCGCUCGGGUAAAUAUGGUUGAUACAUUGUGAAACAUUUGAACGAUUUGUUCUAUGUUGGUCAUCGUGUUAAAUUGCAAAUAAGAUCAUUCAACUUUCGAUUCUAA